Molecule: messenger RNA, 875 nt
Organism: Lolium perenne
Lineage: Eukaryota; Viridiplantae; Streptophyta; Magnoliopsida; Poales; Poaceae
Source: RefSeq, a predicted model, not a curated record
UAAAGUCCAAAAUCAAGAUCCCCUCAUUUCUCCUCAUUCAGCGACGCGAUCCCCUCAUUUCUCCUACCCAACGAAAUCAAGAUCGAACGCCGCCGCCGCCGCCCUUCCCCGUCGCCGGCCACCUUCCCUCCGCCGCUCCCUUCUCCAUCAGGCCAAACUCAACCCGAUCCCCACGCACAAGAUCGACCUCCGCCGCCAUGUGCUCGCGAAGUAGAGAGGCGGCGCCCCCAUGGACCGCUCUGCGUCGCGGCGGCUCGUUCGCCGGCGCGCAGCGCUCCGUCUGCCCGCGUCUCGCGCGUGCCUGACGGGUGCUGCUUCACGCCGGCGAGGUGGUGCAGGCCGUCCGGACGCGGCGCCGUUCCGCGCUCCGUCCUCGCCGUCGACCAUACGGUGGCCUCGCCGCGCGCGCCCUGCUCCGGGGCGUCGCCGUGCAGAAGAGCAGCCGGUACCGGAGCUUCUCCGGCCAGGAGUCGGUCACAUCCGUUGGUGCUACCUUGAGAGGGGAUGCAAGUUUUCAGGUAUACUUUCUUCGGACAUUUCCCGUUGGAGGGAUGUCAUGUGCCAAGCAAAGUCACGGAUGGGGAAGUCUGUUUGUUGUAUUAUGCCACACUGCCACAUGAGACAGCUGGCUUACCAGGUUGCUCUAUUCUAUGGAGGUGUUCACAUAAAGAAGCCAUAAGGAUUUAUUUGCUGCUGUCACUGUGGAAGGAUUCUAGCUCUAGCUAGAGAGAAGGACUUUUCUUUGAAGAAUGUGAAGCAUUUCAUUCUUGAUGAGUGUGAUAAGAUGAUAGAGUCACUUGGUAAUUUUUUAUCCUCAUUUCUUCCGUGUAUAUAUGAUGCGUGGAAGUGUAGGGUCUGCUAAGCUAUUUGCUGCA